UGUUGCUGCUGAUAUGGGAGGUGGCAUGCAUGAGACCGACAUGCCAUCUUACAGCCUUGGCAUUUAUGACACUUCAGGGACGUCGCAGGUGACCCCAUCGGGUCAAUUCUUGAUCAUGGGCUCGGAUUUUCAAGGAGUGGAGUUGGGUAGAUAUUUCCCUGGCCCGUCUACCACUGAUGAGUCUCGACCGAUCCGAGAUUUUGAUAGUGGGCACCGACUGAGUUAUGGCAGCUCAUCACAUGCGCAGGCUUCAUGCGAUGCUGCGACAGAUGACUACAUUCAGGAUCCAGACACGAUUAUGCCUUCUACUGGACCUGACAGCACCACCGAUACAUGUCAUCCUGUGCCGCAUCCGGCCAUAAGGAGACGACUUGAUGAUGAUGAUCCUGAUAGCGUACCCGGGCGGCAGGGGAUGCGCCUCAGGCCAACGGCUACUUUGAGACACACCGGAUGCGGGACACAUUGAUUCGGUCUUCCAUUUUUAUGUUUUUUUGGUGUAAAUAAUAUUUUUGUAUACAUUAACAACAAUAUUUAAUCGAAUAUGACAGUUACUUUUU
This is a messenger RNA of Nicotiana tabacum (common tobacco), 557 nucleotides long. Lineage: Eukaryota; Viridiplantae; Streptophyta; Magnoliopsida; Solanales; Solanaceae. The record is from RefSeq and is a predicted model, not a curated record.